This is a messenger RNA of Aegilops tauschii subsp. strangulata, 3205 nucleotides long. RefSeq names its product putative disease resistance protein RGA1. Gene Ontology annotation, molecular function: ADP binding. The record is from RefSeq and is a predicted model, not a curated record. Lineage: Eukaryota; Viridiplantae; Streptophyta; Magnoliopsida; Poales; Poaceae.
CCAUCGCAAACUAUGAUUGGCACUGUGGCACGCUACCACACAUAUAUGAUAUAGGAGUAUAUGCGAGAACCGAUCCAUCUUGGGCGGCUAACCAUUUGCAACAGCUGAGGUGCAUGUUCUCGUAUGUCAAACAGUGUGUGACGACUGAGGCACCUGCGAUCUCCGCCACCGCCGGCGGUGGCUAGACGUAGUACGGCUCUCAGCAGGAGCGCCGCACUGACACAGCAACCGGCGUUCCUCCACGCUGGCUGUCUCCUAGAGCGCCGUCCCGAGUCACUGCACUACGCACGUCAUCCCGAUCCACUCCAUCAGUAUCCACGUGAACAAGAUGUUCUCCGUGGCGUCAGUGGUAUCAAGCCUUGCAACCUCCGUUCUUGGAAAGGCUGCAUCCUUUGGUACUGACUGGGCUGUUAAUGAGAUCAAGUCAGCCUGGAACGCCCAGGAAGAGCUUCACAAGUUGGAAAACUCAUUGAAAUUUAUCUGUGGUGUUCUUCGAGAUGCUGAGGACAGGGAGUCAGCUUCUCAUGUCCUUCACGAGUGGCUGGACUGUUUGAAGGAUGCGGUCUAUGACAUAGAUGAUCUUUUGGACGAUGCGUCCACCGAAGCUCUCAUUCUACAAGUUCAUAAGGGUUUAUCUCGCAUUCAGUCUAUGAGCCUUCUCAUUACUGGUCCAUUCAAAUUGAGUCACAAAAUAGAACAAGUUCGUAAAAAACUUGAUGAGAUAGCAAAGGACAGAGGGCAAUUUGGUUUAAAUGAGCAACCAAUUAUUGACAGCCGGAUGUUCAGGAGCAGCAACAGGGAAACUCAUUCUUUCAUCACCGAAUCAGAUAUUAUUGGAAGAGCUGAAGCCAAAAAGAAGAUAAUUGAAAAGAUAUUGACAGCUAAAGACUCAAAACCCUUGUCUGUUCUUCCGAUUGUCGGUUUAGGAGGAAUUGGAAAAACUGCUUUAGCAAAAUGGAUUUACAAUGAUGUUCAGGUUACCCAGAAUUUUGAGAUGAAAUUAUGGGUUUGUGUAUCUGAUGUGUUUAAUUUAAAAAAGAUCUUGGAUGAUAUAAUACAAUCAGGUACAGGUGAAAGCAACAUGAAGCUAAAUCUAGAGAUGCUGCAAAGGAAGUUGUGUGAACUUUUGAAGGAAAGAAGAUAUUUUCUAGUGCUAGAUGAUCUCUGGAAUGAUAAACUUGCAGACUGGGAAGAGCUGAGAAGGCUGCUGUCUAGUGGUGGAAGAGGAAGUGUCAUUAUAGUUACCACACGCAGUUCAAAUGUUGCAUCAAUGGUGAAGACUAUGGAGCCAUAUGACGUGGAAAAACUGCCAGAUGAUAAGUGCAUGCAAAUAUUUACCCAGUACGCAUUCAGAGGUGAGGAAGAGGACAUGAUGGACCAACAGUUAGUAAGUAUUGGGGAGUCCAUUGUGAAAAAGUGUUGUGGUGUUCCUUUGGCAGCCAGGACGCUGGGUUCCCUAUUGUCAAGAUGUCGAGAUAUUGAAGAAUGGCGACAUGUUCUGGAGGACAAUUUGUGGAAUAUGGAGCAGAACACAGAUGAUAUCUUGCCAGCAUUGAAAUUGAGUUAUGAUGCACUUCCACCUCAUCUACGACCAUGCUUUUCUUGCUUGACAGUUUUUCCAAAAGGCCACACAAUUUACCAGGACAUUUUGAUUAUGUUUUGGAUGGCUCUGGGAUUGAUUCGUCCAUCUAAUAAACGCACUCAGCUACAAACUGGAGAGAAGUAUUUUAAAGAACUACUUGGGAGAUCUUUAUUCCAGGAUCAGUGCGUCCUUUCUGAUAACAGGGUUUUCUACUGUAAAAUGCAUGAUCUUAUUCAUGACCUUGCAACCUUGGUAUCCCAAAAGGAGCAUGCCAUUGUAAGUUCUGAAAAGGUAACAGUCUCUGAGAGUGUCAGGCACCUAGUUUGGGACCGUGAGAACUUCUCCAUAGGACUCAAUUUUCCUGAGGAACUGAAGAAGGCAAAUAAGACAAGAACAUUUACAAUCAGAUCAAGCUUUGGUACCGUGAGCAAAUCCUUCAUUGAUGACCUUUUCUCAAGUUUCACACUCCUCCGUGCUGUGACAUUUUUUGGAGUUGACUUUGAAGUACUGCCGAGUUCCAUUGGAGAUUUGAAGCACCUGAGGUACCUGCUUAUACAGUUUAAUGGCAAACUCAGAUUAUUGCCGAAGUCCUUAGGUAAGCUGGUGAAUUUGGAAAUGCUUCAUCUCUAUGGCUGCAACCAGUUAGAGGAGUUCCCAAAUGAAGCUCGCAACCUUGUUAGCCUUGUAUACUUCAACCUCACAUCAAAGCAGAAGUAUCUAAGGCUGUGUGGUUGGUCCUCUCUCGCAAUUCUGAAAAUGAGCUAUUGCUAUGAACUGAUAUCAUUGGAAGAGGGUUUUGACAGCUUGAGAGCCCUCCGAGAGCUACUCAUCUUUGAUUGUCCGAAGCCGACCGCUCUCCCCUCCAGCAUAUGGCAACUCUCUACACUUGUUGCAUUGAGUAUUAGUGGCUGUGAAGAGUUAGAUUUGAUGGUACCAGCUGGGGAAGCCUCGGGAGGACUAUAUAGUCUUCAGAACCUGCAGCUUGGUCGUCUUCCAAAGGUGACACACCUUCCAGAGAGCUUUAAGUCUGCUUCUUCCUCUCUUCAAUAUAUAGAGAUUGUCGGUUGUGGAAACCUGGAGAGGCUGCCAAGUUACAUCCAAGAUUUCCGUUUUCUUAAGAGAGCCGUGAUUAACGGCUGCCCUGAGCUGAGCAUAAGAUGCGCGGUCGAAUCCGGAGAGGAUUACCCUUUUGUAAGCCAUAUCCCCGAGGUGUACACCGAUGGGACUCCACUGUCAAAAGCAAGCUCACCUGGUGAAGAACGUUCUUCGCUUGAUUGAGUUCCUCGGGUACCUAUUUAUCCGUUAAACUCAUCGGACAUCUAUUGUUUCUUUAACUCGUUUGCAUCUACAUGUACCGCAGUUAUGAGUUUGUGCCAAUCUAGUAAAUCAUGGAUCCUCGUUGAAGAAGUCCAUGGAGUGAGCUAUUCAGAGCCGAGAGCACGCCUUUGGCCUGGAUUCUUCGCUGUAUUUGUACUGUACCAUACAUAUUAUGAUUUUUCUUUGCGCGUGAUCUUGCCCUUUUCGGGCAAGAAACUGUACUGUUUAUGAAUAAUGCCGCUUUUCCUGCUGCUUGUAAUUUAUGUUAAUUCAGCGUCAUAUAGACAUCGCUACUGGUGACCGAAA